Aspergillus costaricaensis CBS 115574 is the source of this 3496-nucleotide messenger RNA. RefSeq lists its product as uncharacterized. Gene Ontology annotation, molecular function: S-adenosylmethionine-dependent methyltransferase activity. The record is from RefSeq and is a predicted model, not a curated record. The transcript has a single exon. The coding region runs from base 287 to 3247 and encodes 986 amino acids. NCBI's taxonomy places the organism in Eukaryota, Fungi, Ascomycota, Eurotiomycetes, Eurotiales, Aspergillaceae.
GUGAUCUUCACCUUACCCCGUCUCGGUCGGAUUCUUCACCACCUUUUUCUUUGUGUUUUGUGUUUCUGUCAAGUUAUUGUGUUCUCAGCUCUGGUAGCUGGGUAAUCAUUCGUUCUGCUAAUUCUCUGAUAUCGUUGAACCGUUGAUCGGUGUCAACUGCAAUCGAGAUACCCUAGCUGCUUCGUUGGAUAUACGUUGUCUAAGUCGACUACUGCUGCAUCAUACCCUGCAUCCCAUAUCGUAAUCGAAGGAAGGAUAAGACUAGCAUUGGGCACAUUUGGGCAUCAUGACGGACGUAUACCGUCCCGCAACGGGCAGAUGCCCACCUCUGCGACAGGUGCGAGGAACGAGGCUUGAUACGAUAGUAGAGGACGCGCGCGAGGCGCAUUAUACAGACUCUACAAAGCCUGUUGCAUCCAGUGCCAAGCAGACAACACCAAAGGCACCACAACCUCCACAGCCACCACAGCUGAAGCUCAAGACCAGCGGGCUUUCAUCAGUGUCUCGACUGCCUCGAUUCUUCUCGCCAAUAUCCGCAGGCUCCGUCUCCUCUUGUUCAGACACUGAAUGGCAGCGUCAGAUGCAGCCGUUUGAAGACCUGUACGAUGCAACGGAUGACGAUUCGGACAUCAGUGAUGAGUGCACUUCCUUCGCUAGCACCCGACCAACAAGCUUGGUGACACCCACGACGCGUACUUCGGUUUUUUCUCCGGUCUCCCGCAGCCGGUACCCUAGUCUCACGAUACCGUCGUCCACAAUGUGGCCAUCACUGCAUGGUGCUGCAAAGAGCUCUCCGAUUCCGCCAACUCCGCCGCCAAAGAUUCCUGUCUCCCCAGCCGCCCUGUCAAUGCUCGCCCAUUCGGUGCCGGCCGUGCAUGCCCCGCCGUCCUUGGACGGAAGUGUCUCCUCUGACCAGGUGUCAAACAUCAGUGCUCCAGCAACUCCAGACCUGCAAUCCCUUCCAGACAAUGACUGGACUGCGCAAGACGUGCAUGUUCGUCACGAACUAGAAGAUUCACAGGAUGAAGAUCUUGAGGCCGAGCCGGAUACCCAAAGCAUUCAGAUCGCUAUUGAGAGCGCCAACGAGGACUGGCGUCAGGUCUUGGGCAGGUUUCCACGGAUCCCGGGCGGCCAGUCGACCGCGUCGUCAAUUGACCUGGAUGCGGAGCCAAUAAGGGGAGAUACACCAUCUGACCGGGGCGUAUCUCUUCCUGCAGAUGCCUUAGAGACACUGAGGCACAUCUCCCUCGAUGGAACUCCAGAUCCCUGGUCGGAAACUUCUGAGUCCAACGAAGAGAUGUGGCAGAUCCGUAUGCCUCCAGAACGCCCGCGCAGUGCCGAUGAUGCCACUCCGGCGUCGGAACUCUCAGGGUAUAGUUUCAGCAGGCUGAGCAUACCCUCACCUGGUGGCUUCUUUGCUUCACUGGGUCCACGAGCACGUCACACGUGGUCUAUCCCCUGUGGAAAUAAACCUCCGACUUCUGCCACUGCCGAGGGCUUUUACAAGCUACCAUUCUCCCGGACCGAAGGGGAGGUAGUUGAGCAUGUCAUAGAGUACCCCGAACGGACGACAGAAGAACAGCUGACAGCCGUGUAUGAUCCCAUCGGACCACCCACCGCUAUCAGAAUUCCCGAGGAGAAGACGCCCAAAUUAUUCGAUCAAUUCGAUGAUCAAGCAUGCUCUGAGGAUGAUGCUAUGGACGAUGCUCUUCCGCCCAUCGGCCCGGACGAUCAGUACGAACGAGACGAGGACUAUGAGAGCGAACUAAAGCAAAAGGCAAUGUCGGGUUUGGACCGGACCAGCGAUUGGCUGGCAGCCCAGGCUUCUUACCUUUCAGCUCUUAACGAGACCAAUCCCGUGAACAUGUUGGAUGAAGAGGCUUACAACGAGGAAGUUGGGCCCAAGACCGACCGGCAAUCACUCAAUCAGUUAAGCCGGAAGCAGUCGGUUCGUUUUGCCAAAGCUCUUCCAGAAGCACCCAGCUCUCGCCCCUCUUUACUAGCGAGUAGAGACUCCAUAUACUGGCGCGGAUUCAAGGCGGUCCAGCAACAGUCCGGCAGUCGGGACACCUUUGUGCAUCGGAACACGAGAUUUGAUGCUGUUCAAUCUGUCCGACUGGGCUUAACAGAUGCGCACAUCAAGCGUUUGCGUGGAAACUAUGAGAUCGCUCGUCCGGAACGUCCAGCUUAUAAAGGGCCCUUCUCAUUGGCGCCUCGCAACUCAACAAUGGACUCGGCUCUGGCAGAAAAGGCCCAGUUCUCCAUAGUUGAGAAGGAGCAGACUGUGUUGUCUCAAAUUCGUCAACCGAUGUGGGCCAUGGAUGCUCUGAGAUAUAUCAACGGGGGUCGCCUCAUUGUGAGUCCUGCUCUGAAGCAGCUGUCCAGCACGCGUAAACGAACUCCCCGUCAACUACGGAUCCUCGACCUCGGCGGACACGCCUCAUGCGAAUGGGCUUGGCAGCUGGCUCACGAGUAUCCUCAUGUUAAAGUAUAUACCGUCUUUACUGAGCAUCAGGAAGUCAACCCAGGCAUCAAAGGACCUCCCAAUCACCGGCACCUUCCUGUAUCCCAACUGUGGAAACUGCCGUUCGCCGACAAUAAGUUCGAUGUGAUCUCAGCCCGCUCUCUUCCUGCUUUGUUGAAGAAAGAAUGCCCGUCUGGGGAGACUCAGGACCAGUAUGACCUUUGCCUGAAAGAAUGUCGACGCUGCCUCAAGCCAGGUGGUUACUUGGAGUUCUUUGUCAUGGAUGCAGAAAUCACACGUGCUGGCCCGCAAGCAUCUGCCAGGUCAGCUGAAUUUGCGUCCGGUCUCAGGGCUCUGGGUUACGACCCGACACCAACCAAAGGCUUUCUCAGUCGCUUGCAGAAGAACUUUGCGGAUGUGAAGCGAGCCUGGAUGUUCCUACCUAUGGGUACUGAGCCGGUCAAGUCUGAACCGCCCAGGGAGACCCCCGAUCCGAGGGUGAAGAGUCUCAUUGAAGAAUGUGAAGCGGUGCAAGGCCCAGUCGGGAGCACGGCAGAUAUCGCCAGUGUUACGGGUGUGCUAGGUGGCUGGAUCUGGGAACAAUGGCUUGUAAAACUGCAAACAGAACUGGGAAUGGACCAACAAGACCUGCUGGCAGGUAUUGGGAGUGUGUUUGAUGAGGGACGCAAGAACGGUGCAGGCUGGACCUGCUUGUCGGGGUGGGCAGUGAAACCGAGGCCGAAGAAGAAGAAGCGUCACGGACGGAAAUCUAGCAAAGGCUGAGCCGCGCUUCUCCGUCCAUUCUCUUUCCACUCGACGCUGAGGUUUCAUUCAGGCUGCCCAAGGUACACUAUGAACCCCAAGCUGCCCUGGUGGCGCAUCUAAUGUAAUAGCGGGAGUUGUGUCUUUCUUAUCGCUCUUUUCAAAUACCCCUUUGUUUAUGCGGAAUGAGAGAUGAUGAAUGCAGAUUGAUGGCUGGUGGACACUAGGGUGGAUAGCUGUUGACAAUGACACUCACUUGAUACCCAGCAG